AUGCACCCAUCCUACUCAGCACAUUUGUAUCCCUUUUUAACUAUUUCCCCCGUUGAGGACUACCGCACAUCUAGCAUCUCUGCCUCGCACAAUACAAUGGAUAAAUAUACAGCAGGAUCCAGCCAAAUCAACGAUAUGACCCUCACUGCUACAGAUUUUAUGGCCUCUAUGGGCUUCUAUAUUAGCGACUUUGACCUCAAUAGAAACCCUGAAGACAUCCUGUCUACUGGCCCAGUGUUCGACUCCGAUGGUCUGGAUUCACUACUCUCGUCUACCAAAUUUCCAGAUUCAGGAGAGUCGCUAUGCGAGCAUCCCCCGUCGACGUCUCUACUUGCUUCAAAUGUUGACCAAGUGUCACCUCUGGUGAUGCAUCCGACAAUGGAAGCAUCAUUUCCGCCGUAUGUUGAGCCGUCUCCAUUCGAGCCAAGUCGCUAUUCACUGCAAACCACUCACGGUGUCGCGAGCACUCCCGCGACGCACCCAACUCAAAACACGGCAAUAAUUGCCAAUAUCCCCAGAGAGGCGCUCGACACAAGUCCUUUGCCAUAUGAGACAUCAGGGAGACGCCGAGUGCCUGAGAUGCGUAUGUCUGAGAGGGAUUCUUACCAGAGCGGCGCUGUCGACUCGGAUGUGUAUGCGCCAGUUGCGCCGCACCAUCUGCCACUCUAUACUCCAUAUUCCUGCGCUUCAACUGGAGAGCCGGAGUUACCACAAAACACUAGAUUCAAACGGCCCAGCCACAAAUAUGACAGCUCUGGGCAUAGUACCGUCGAGCGGGUCACCCAUGUUGGGCGCCGUCGGAUACCUGUUCGAAGAAACAUCGGAACUUCACAGAGGUACCCAGAACUCUGA
Psilocybe cubensis is the source of this 852-nucleotide messenger RNA. RefSeq lists its product as uncharacterized. The coding region runs from base 1 to 852 and encodes 283 amino acids. The transcript is spliced from 3 exons. NCBI's taxonomy places the organism in Eukaryota, Fungi, Basidiomycota, Agaricomycetes, Agaricales, Agrocybaceae. The record is from RefSeq and is a predicted model, not a curated record.